This is a messenger RNA of Colletotrichum abscissum, 525 nucleotides long. RefSeq names its product calcineurin subunit B. Gene Ontology annotation, cellular component: calcineurin complex. The coding region runs from base 1 to 525 and encodes 174 amino acids. The transcript is spliced from 5 exons. The record is from RefSeq and is a predicted model, not a curated record. Gene Ontology annotation, biological process: protein dephosphorylation; calcineurin-mediated signaling. NCBI's taxonomy places the organism in Eukaryota, Fungi, Ascomycota, Sordariomycetes, Glomerellales, Glomerellaceae. Gene Ontology annotation, molecular function: calcium ion binding; calcium-dependent protein serine/threonine phosphatase regulator activity; phosphatase binding.
AUGGGCAACACUACCAGUACGGUGUUGGACAACAUCGUCCAGGGGUCCAACUUCGACAGAGAAGAAGUUGACCGUCUGAGGAAACGUUUCAUGAAGCUGGAUAAGGACAAUUCCGGCACAAUCGAGCGCGAUGAGUUCCUCAGCCUGCCCCAGAUUUCCUCCAACCCGCUUGCCACGAGAAUGAUUGCGAUCUUUGACGAGGAUGGUGGCGGUGACGUUGACUUCCAGGAAUUCGUAUCAGGCCUCAGCGCCUUCUCCAGCAAGGGCAACAAGGAGCAGAAGCUGCGCUUCGCCUUCAAGGUGUACGAUAUCGAUCGCGACGGGUACAUCAGCAAUGGUGAGCUCUUUAUUGUGCUCAAGAUGAUGGUUGGAAGCAACCUUAAGGACCAGCAGCUGCAGCAGAUCGUCGAUAAGACCAUCAUGGAGGCCGACUUGGAUAAGGAUGGCAAGAUCAGCUUUGAGGAGUUCACCAAGAUGGUAGAGAACACGGACGUCAGCAUGAGCAUGACUUUGGACACGUUUUAG